This is a messenger RNA of Dufourea novaeangliae, 1668 nucleotides long. RefSeq names its product NF-kappa-B-repressing factor. Bases 154 to 1338 code for a protein of 394 amino acids. Lineage: Eukaryota; Metazoa; Arthropoda; Insecta; Hymenoptera; Halictidae. The transcript has 7 exons. Gene Ontology annotation, molecular function: nucleic acid binding. The record is from RefSeq and is a predicted model, not a curated record.
UUUGGUGCACGAUUUCAUUUCUUCCGUUAGGUGUGGGAUUUAUGUACGCUAUGUACUAAUACGUUUUAGCUGACCACGAACGAUACGUACAAAUUUGUCGUGGAUAAACAAGCCAAAUUGUUGUUUUAUCAGACUAAAAACGGUGACACUGUGAUGAGAAUGAGCUCGAAGGACAAUUGGGAUAUAGAAACACACAAAACGGAGCACGAGUGCGACGAACACUGGGAAUUAAGACGUAAAUUUUUAUUAGCUCACAAAGAAAAGUUUCCAGAAGAUGAACUUGUUUGCUUAGCCCAAGUGUUUUCAAAUGUUGAAUUGCUCGGUUGCAGGUAUCCAGAAGAAACAAUGCAGCUGAUAGCAGACUUAGGUCGAGAUAUUGUCGGUCAAUACAGGGAAAAACAAAAAAAUAAAUUACAAAGAACAUUUGUCAAAGCUUCUGAUGCAGCUAGUUCAAAGGUUAAAGGACACACUGCUCCAACAUCUGCCCAUAAAGUACAAACAGAAAUAAAAACUGCAAGAUCAUCUGCAGAUUUACAAGCUGAUAAAGUAUCUGUUAAACGAAGAAAAUUACAGGACCUACCAUUCGGUGAUAUUGUGUUAAUAGAAAGACCAGGUGAUAUACCGCAAAAUAUUCUUGCUUCUGCAUUAAAUAAAUCAGGUGGAGAUUUAGAAUGGAAAUUUGAUAGAGUAAAUAAUUCUUGCAAAUGCAGUAUUUUCGUUAAUUCAAAGUUAUUAGCAGAAGCUAUGGGUCUUACUCAAAAGUUGGCAAAAAAAGAUGCAUCUGUAAUUGGUUUACAAAAGCUACAGAAAUAUUACUAUACAAUUAAGAUUAAGCAGAAUAUACAUGGGGGUGCAAAUGUGACUACUACAACAAUGUUAAAUGACACAUCCAAAGAGGAUUCAAUUUCCGAUGAUAAUAUUGGAAGAAAGUUAAUGAAGUUAAUGGGGUGGACUGGAGGUGGUCUUGGGAAAUCACAACAGGGAAUCGUUGAACCAGUCACUAUCAAGCAGCAAAUUAGCAGAAAAGGAUUAGGUUUGAAAUCAAGUUCCUGCACGACGAACGAUUUGAAAAAUAAAUCGAAAGAUAUAAUGCGGAAGUAUCUUGCAGGCGACAUGAAAGAUGAUCUUAUAUUCUCCGCUGAUUUCACUAAUGACGAAAGAGCGAUAAUUCAUCAAGUUGCAAGACAAAUGGGCUUAAAGUCAAACAGUUAUGGUCCUAAGAAAGAACGAACGUUGGUGGUUUCUCGUAAAAUAGACAUACGAGAUUUAGUUGAAGAAUUGAAAAGCCUCGGAGGAGUCACUAGUAAAUACGAAUUGAUCGAACCGACCGAACUGUAAAUGAAAAAGUAUAUUUUUCGAUACAUAAUGCAAGUUUAAUGCAGAAGCAUAUAAAGAUAUAUCAACACAUAAAUGUUUAGAAUACAAUCCAAGAGAUGAAAUACACGUGUGGUUCUUAGCGUAAUAUUUGUCUCAACGUUAUUAACAUCACUUUUUACCGUAUGUUACAUGUAAGAUCACCAUUGUUCCAUUCAAUAAGAAAACGUCACAUGUUCAAAAGUGUUAUUCAUUAUUGCACAAUCCUAUAAACUUCCAACCAUGACACUAACUUUGAGCCACAAUAUUUGAUCAUUCUCUAUCUCCAAAUAGGAAACAGUGUUUCAAAUAUGU